Molecule: messenger RNA, 609 nt
Organism: Daphnia magna
Lineage: Eukaryota; Metazoa; Arthropoda; Branchiopoda; Diplostraca; Daphniidae
Product: putative per-hexamer repeat protein 5
Exons: 5
Coding region: 65-466 (133 amino acids)
Source: RefSeq, a predicted model, not a curated record
ACUCCAAACGAUUUUCAUUAGACAACAACCUCGUCCACAAACAAUCCAUACCCCCUUAAAAAAAAUGAACAAGAUGAUUACCAUCACGUUGUGCGCUGUUCUCGCUGUGGUUACGGCUCGUCCCCAAGUGUUCCAAGCAACUGGAACUGGCUCAGGAUUCGGAACUGGUGGUAAUCCUCUGUUCGGAAAUGGAGCUGCUCCUCUUCUAGGUGGGGCUGGAGUUCUUCCAGUACAACCAGCUGGACAACUAGCUUUCCCCGGUUUCAAUCUUGGUACGGGAUCCGGAGCUGGAGCUGGAACGGGUAACGCUGGUCCUGGAGGAGUGUCAGCUUCAGGGGUUGGCAUUUCGAGCGCACAGAACGGCGGAGUCGGUACUGGUACCGGUACUGGAACAGCUUUCCUCAACGCUUUCACAGGUCAGGCAGGAGCAACUGGCACAGGAAGUGGAAGCAGUGUCGGUAAAUAAGUCAGCAUUCAUCCUCUAAAGUCACUUCAUGAGCACCACUGAUCAACCCAACAUACAUCGAUCUUGAAUUUUCUUUUUGUUUUUGUUUGUCUUUUUCUUAUUGUUUGGCCUUUUUUGGUUGUUAAUAAAGCAGUAACCGAAUA